UCUAUAACGCUGGUGAGCCUACAGCACAUGGCAACUAACAUUGACGAGUCAUCUCCCGGCUCGUGAACGAUGCCGCCACCAACAGCUCGGUCAUGACAAUCACCAUCCCCUCUGGAUCCAACCUCCUCACAGACUGCCACGAGGGCGACUCCAUCGCUGUCAACGGCUGCUGCCUCACUGUGACUUCUUUUACCAACGAUGCCUUCACGAUUGGCGUCGCACCUGAGACGCUGCGCGUCACCAACCUCGGCACCCUGGUGGAGUCGAGCACAGUCAACUUGGAACGUGCUGUCCGUGCCGAGACUCGUAUGGGCGGCCACUUUGUCCAGGGCCACGUCGACACAACCGCCGAAAUCCUCUCCGUGACGCCAGAUGGCAACGCUCUCACUUUCCGCUUCCAGCCCAAGAAGCGCGAGUUUCUGCGCUACAUUGUGCACAAGGGAUUCAUCGCCAUUGACGGAACCAGCUUGACCGUUACUCAGGUCAACGACGCUGAAGGCUGGUGGGAGAUCAUGCUGAUUACGUAUUCUCAGGAAAAGGUAAUCAUGGCCAAGAAGGUCAAGGGAGAUACCGUCAACAUCGAGGUGGACAUGAUGGCCAAGUACGCUGAAAAGUCUCUGGCCGGCAUCCU
Molecule: messenger RNA, 631 nt
Organism: Trichoderma virens Gv29-8
Lineage: Eukaryota; Fungi; Ascomycota; Sordariomycetes; Hypocreales; Hypocreaceae
Exons: 1
Biological process (GO): riboflavin biosynthetic process
Molecular function (GO): riboflavin synthase activity
Source: RefSeq, a predicted model, not a curated record